AUGGACAGACCGAACCUAUUUCAAGUCAUUUUGGGUCUCCUCGAGCCCUGGCAAUUCAUGCUAGUCGCUUGCUCCUAUAUCCCCUCCACUAUCUCCCAUCUCUACGCCACCUCCAGUCUUUCCUCCCUCUUAUCCUGGGAUGCUUUCCAAAGUGCCUGGUUCAGCAAAUUCUGGGCCUGGGCCGGUCCACGCAUCCGCGAAGGCAAUGGGCCGCGCAUCACUGCUUUACUCGAAGGAAGAGUCACCGGCGCUCAGGUUGUUGAUGAGGUGGUGGGUGAGCCGAUUAGCGGGGUAGUGUUCGAUAUCGGCCCAGGCUUGGGAUAUUGGGUCGACUUGUACGCCCGAACAGAUGUACCCAUCAAUGACGCAAGUGACAAUGUGAGGCAAAGAGGUGGAAAAAGCAAAGGCAUCACAAAGGUUUAUGGCGUCGAGCCCAACGCGCAGUCACACCCUGGACUCCGAAAGCGCGCGAACGCGGCAGGACUUGAUGGCGUGUAUGAGAUUUUGCCGGUGGGCAUAGAAGAUAUUGCCGGAGAGACGGUUGUGAAGAAGGGGAGUGUGGAUGCAAUUGUCUCGCUGCUCUGCCUGUGCAGCAUUCCCGAGCCAGAGAAGAACAUCAAAGAACUACACAGUUAUCUGAAACCAGGCGGUAGAUGGUAUCUCUACGAGCAUGUGGUCGUCAAGGGCUAUGGGCCGAUGCAACUGUACCAAAGAUUCGUCAACUUGUUCUGGCCACAUGCACUUGGCGGUUGCCAAUUGUGCAGGGAUACUGAGAAGACGCUGCGCGAAGCUGGGCCGUGGUCGAAGGUGGAUCUCAAGCAGCCGCCCAUAGAACCGUGGCAUGCAGUCGUUCCGCAUAUCUUCGGAACAUUGACGAAGUAG
Molecule: messenger RNA, 882 nt
Organism: Macroventuria anomochaeta
Lineage: Eukaryota; Fungi; Ascomycota; Dothideomycetes; Pleosporales; Didymellaceae
Product: S-adenosyl-L-methionine-dependent methyltransferase
Exons: 2
Coding region: 1-882 (293 amino acids)
Source: RefSeq, a predicted model, not a curated record